Messenger RNA from Sphaeroforma arctica JP610, 242 nucleotides. RefSeq lists its product as hypothetical. The transcript is spliced from 3 exons. The record is from RefSeq and is a predicted model, not a curated record. NCBI's taxonomy places the organism in Eukaryota, Ichthyosporea, Ichthyophonida. The annotation marks the transcript as partial.
ACCUAGCCGUGCAUAUCAAUCAGACCAAACAAGAUUCUGAAGCGAUACUGUCACUCCAGGCCUUGAAAGAGAGGUUUAACGGAUACACGGGACCGCCUCUGUACAUCUACGGACAUCUGUUGACGGAAGGCAGUCUGCAAGUGGCUGACCUCAAGGCAACCAAAAAGAACCGGCGACAGUCUAUGAGACUAUCUGGCACUCCGACUAAGGAUAAGGCAUGUACUAUCUGGCACUACGACUAA